This is a messenger RNA of Struthio camelus australis, 4751 nucleotides long. RefSeq names its product adhesion G protein-coupled receptor D2 (gene ADGRD2). Gene Ontology annotation, molecular function: G protein-coupled receptor activity. The record is from RefSeq and is a predicted model, not a curated record. NCBI's taxonomy places the organism in Eukaryota, Metazoa, Chordata, Aves, Struthioniformes, Struthionidae. Gene Ontology annotation, cellular component: plasma membrane. Gene Ontology annotation, biological process: cell surface receptor signaling pathway; adenylate cyclase-activating G protein-coupled receptor signaling pathway.
AUAAAGCGGGUGCACGGAGUCACUGUCCCAUGGGAGACAGCUCUGCUACUUCAGAUCCAGAUUUGGCAAAACUGCAGCAAGUCCUGGAGCCCUCUCGCAGCAGUGCCACACGCUAUGCCAGCCUCCGAUGCUAUGUGCCCUGUGCACCAGGCCCUCUCCCAACUGGCAGUGGUGACUAAGCAGACCGGAGCAGCUGCCUCAAAGGUCCAUUCUUCUGUGAGAGAUUUAUUGCGACGAGCAGAGGCGCUGGGAUGUGAUAAUUGCCUUCGUUCCCGGACGAAGACCCUAACAAACAAAAGGCAGUUGCCCGUGAAUCCAUGGUGUGACUCAAGCAUUCGCUUGGAGGGGAGGAGUGAGAACUGUGUGCCUGUUGCUGUAGCAAAAGUGAAUGGACGUUAAUCAAAAGGGUGGUUCUGCCCUUCGCAGUAGAGAGCACAGCAGCUCCGUGGAGGCAGCCUGGGACCUGUAGCUUUCAAAUCUGCCCUCCCAGACUGCCCUGGCCCCAGGGCCAGCGUGGGCCUCUGCUUGGGGAAAUGCCAGAGCACUAAAGCUGCCAGCUCUGCUCCGCAAGAAGAGUGCGCUAGGGAUGCGCUGAAAGUGUCCUGGGGAGCGUCUGCCUGUUUGGCUCGCUGUUUUUUCAGUCCUGCCCCUGCUCAUAUCAGGCUGGCUCUUUUGUUUGUCCUCACAGACAGCUCUUAUAGACCUUGUUGUCUUCACUUGGACUCCGGGUACGUUGAUGUUAGACUCUUGCUACCAGCAGGAUCGCUGGUAGCUUCCCCCACUGCCUUAUUUUUCUGCCAAGAUAAUGUUCCAGAUUUCCUGCGGGAGCAUCAUCGGGGACCUCCAUGGAGAAGUGAUUGCCUGGAAGGAAGAUCCACCACGCUGCUCGCACAGCUCUGCUCCUGCUCGUAUCAGCACAGCUCUUUUUUAUCCUGCUGGACAGAUCUGUUAGAGCUGGACUCCCGAGGACGCUGAUGAUAUACUCUGGCUGCCAGCAGGAUCACUAGUAACUCCCACACUGCCUUACUUUUCUGCCAAGACAAUGUUCCAGGUUUUCUGCGGUAGCAUCAUCGGAGACCUCCGUGGGAAAGCGCAGAGCUGGUGCUGCUAGCACGGGUCAAGGAGCAGGGCGUGUCGUGGGCGCCUCUCCGUUAGUGGAGCGCUGAGCUACACGGUGGUUGCAGGCUGGCUGGCAAAGGGUGAAAGCUUCCCGGUUGGUCAGCAUGUUUAGGAGAGACUUGAGGCCUGAAUCUUGGCUCCUCAGCUUUCUGGUUGGUAGUCUGUCCAGAAGUCUCUUAGCCUUUGCAGCUAUUGCCGAGAAUCAGACUUUUGCUGAUUUGACUCGUGUCACGAUUGAGACCUCGAGACACAUGUACAAGUAUGUGGCUACUCCUUUGGACUGGUGGCAUGCAGACAGAUACUGCGAGCAACAUUUUGCUCAGUUGCUUUUUGAACCCAGAGACAGUGAGCGAGCUUCCUUUAGCAAACUGCUGCAGUCUCACCAUAUCAAGGACUCUAUCUGGUUAAAUGAAAUGAAUGGCGUCCCACCCAAACCGAAAUGGAGACAGGACCACAUCGUACCAGUCCUGGUGUUUGGAGACAAAACAGAUACAAAAUAUGUGAAGGUGCUUUCUGACUUCCCAGCUCUGCCUGCUGUCACAGCCUGUGCCCACCUCCAGUGGGACACCAGGACCCAGGAGAUUGCUACUAUCUUCUCAUAUGCUGUGCCUGCUUUUAUUAAUGAGUUCCAGCUCCGUGGCUUUGUGGACGAGGAAGGCUUUGUUCGAUUUGCUCUCAUUAUCCAUGGGCACCAUUCCCCAUAUCUGCCUGUGUUCCGCGCUGAUGGGCAGUGGCAUCACUUUUGUGUGACCUGGCAGCAGGAAAAUGGGACCUGGGCCAUUUUUGCUGAUGGUAAAAGGAGGGCAUCUGCCAGCGGUUUGUGUGCUGCGGGGCUCUCUGCCCCCCAAGCCAUCUAUGGCCAGGGGACUUUCAUAAUAGGACAGGAUCAAGAUUCCCUGGGAGGCACCUUCAGGGAAAAAGAAUCCUUCAGUGGGAACAUCACUGACUUGCACAUCUGGCAGAAAGUCCUCAGCGUGGAACAGAUUGAGAGAGUUCGGUCAUGCCACGUGGUAGAGCAAGAGCUUGUAUUUGGGUGGAGCUCAAAUGCUCUGGAGGUUGAAAGCACCAUUCAGCAAGUGACCACACAGUUUCUUUGCCCAGGGCCUGUUGAGGCAUGCCGAGUUUUUGAAGUUGGCAGCAGUGGGUUCGGUUACACGUCUUGUUUGCAGUCCUUGCCUUUUAUCUGUUGCUACAGAAAGGAUGCAUAUUUGCAACUGAAAAAAGUUCAGCUGGAAUCCAGGCAUUCGCUUGUCAGCCAUGUGAACAUGCUUGCAGAUAGGACUGUGAUUCCUGAGAACAUAAUCACAGGUGAUGUCCGAGACAUGAACCUCUCUGUUGCUCUUGGUGCUCUUGAUGUCCUGGCAUCUGUCCUGAGGGAAGGACAGACGCCUGUGGAGUCGUCUGACCUCCUUGGAGUGCUUCAGUUACUAAAGCAAGUUUCUGAUGUGAAAGUCCAGGAUGGAGAAGAGCCAGAGGUGUUGGAGCAGUUGAGCCGAUUUUACAUGGAAGUGACUGGGUUAAUCCUGGAAGAACGCAAUAUUGAAACGUGGUUAUCAGUCAGCCAGGUUAUCAGAGGGCCUAUGGCUGUUGUUGAGAUCUCUGACAGAGUGGUGUCAAACUUAGCCCCGCUGUUGACUGCAGGGAGGACAAAGAUCACAAUCCAGCAUGGGAACGUGGGGAUGGAGGUCAGAAAGCUGGAGCUGAGCAGGCAGGAGCUGAGCAGUGAGGUGUACCUGAUCCAGGGCCCCGAGAGAGACAGGCACGACUUCAUCGAAGUUCCCACGGAAGAAAUGCAAAGACUGAAAGCUAAAGGUCUCAACAGAGUCAUUGUGAAAAACAUGUGGUUUGGCUUUGGCUCCCUCCAGCGCUGCCUGGCCAGCACUGGCAGCAAUGCUGUCUUCCAGGAUGUGGCUGCCUCUGAUGGAGGACGGAAGUACUUGAGCACCACAGUGGGCACUGCUGUCAUUUCAUCCGCUCUGCUCAGCGAUUACCAGGAGAUUAGCACAUCUGUGCACUAUCACCUGCAACACCACACCAAGGGCCUGCCUGAUAAGCUGGUGGGGCCCAUCUGUGCCUUCUGGAACUUCAGCCUCAGCCCAGAUGCUGGUGGGAUGUGGUCCACAGCUGGCUGCUCGGUGGUGACAUCUCUCCCGGAUUCCACAGCCUGUUUUUGCAACCACACCACAAACUUUGCAGUGCUGCUGCAGGUGUAUGAGGUACAGAGGACCAUCAAGGAGGAGCUCGCGCUGCAGACCUUGACUUUUAUUGGAUGUGGAAUUUCUUUCUGUGCCUUGAUCGUUACCUUCAUUUUAUUCUUGGUGGUUGGUGUUCCCAAGAGUGAACGAACAACUGUGCAUAAGAACCUGAUCUUUGCAUUAGCUGCAGCAGAAGCUCUGCUCAUGUUCAGUGAAUUGGCCAAGAACAACCAGGUGGUGUGUUUUACUGUUACUGCCUUCCUCCAUCUCUUCUUCAUGGCAACCUUUUCAUGGAUGCUGGUAGAGGGGCUUCUCCUCUGGAGCAAAGUGGUGGCAGUCAAUAUGAGUGAAGACAAGAGAAUGAAGUUCUACUAUGUGACAGGCUGGGGCCUCCCAGUCGUUAUUGUGGGUGUGACUCUUGCAACUUCCUUUAACAAGUAUGUGGCAGACAACCAUUGCUGGCUGAAUGUUCAGACUGAUGUCAUCUGGGCCUUUGUUGGGCCUGUCCUCUUCAUCCUGGCAGUAAAUACCUUUGUGCUUUUUCGUGUGGUGAUGGUGACUGUGUCCAGUGCUCGCAGGAGGUCAAAGAUGCUGACGCCCAAUAGCAGCCUGGAGAAGCAGAUUGGGAUACAAAUAUGGGCCACGGCCAAGCCCAUCUUGGUGCUGCUGCCUGUGCUGGGGCUGACAUGGGUGUGUGGAGUCCUUGUCCACCUCAGCAUCAUCUGGGCCUAUGUCUUCAUUGUGCUGAACUCCUUCCAGGGCCUGUAUAUAUUCCUGGUCUAUGCAAUCUAUAACAGUGAGGUGAGGAAUGCCAUCCAGAGAAUGAAGGACAAGAAGAAAGCACUCUCGUUCACAAACUGCUCUCAUCCCAUCAACUACUUAUCAAGUCCAAGAAACACAACCUCUUGGGAGACGGGGAAACAGAGUCCUUCUGCAGCCGAGAGUGCCUUGUCGAGCCCUGUGCAGAAAGAGCCCCCAGUGAAGAACAUUACCAACAAAGGAAACUUUGGAGCCAAAAUUCCCAUGGGGAUUUCAUCAAUUAUGUCACCAGAGAGACCGGCUGUAGAGCUGACAGCAUUCAAGUCCUCAGGUUUCUGAGAGGAAGUUUCUGGGUGACUUAUCCACAACGCCAGGGCUCUUCAAACAGCCGGGAGGACGGCAGGUCGGAGCAAUUGACUUCCACGUGGAGGGUCAUCCCAUCCAAGGCAGAACUGUUAACCUUGUGCUUCUUCCUACCAGCAUGCGCGGACAAAACUAAGGCAAGACAGGGUAGCGCGUGGUCCCACAGGGCCGCUGGACUUUGUUUUCUAGCAAAGACUACCUUGCUGCUCCCCAGGGGCAUGCAAACACUCAUCACGACUCCCGCACGUCUGGCGUGGCUGGCUGUCGGGGACGGCAUGGGUGCCCUCGGUGCCCGUGGCUCCGGCGGCAGCAGCG